This is a messenger RNA of Hirsutella rhossiliensis, 363 nucleotides long. Its product is annotated as zinc-finger double-stranded RNA-binding domain-containing protein. Bases 1 to 363 code for a protein of 120 amino acids. Gene Ontology annotation, molecular function: nucleic acid binding; zinc ion binding. The record is from RefSeq and is a predicted model, not a curated record. The transcript is spliced from 3 exons. NCBI's taxonomy places the organism in Eukaryota, Fungi, Ascomycota, Sordariomycetes, Hypocreales, Ophiocordycipitaceae.
AUGGGCGUCGGAAACAAGCGCACAAUCACCAAAACGAGGCGGAAGACGAGGGAUGUCGACCAAAUCAAAGCCGACCUACUCUCCACGAGGCAUCUCAGCCAGUUCAAGGACACCAAAGCCGCCGAGGAUCUCCCCGGCCUUGGCCGAAAUUAUUGCAUCGAAUGCGCCAAGUGGUUCGACACCGAGUCGACAUUGAAUGCCCACCGCCACGGCAAGCCUCACAAGCGCAGAGUCAAGCAGCUGCGCGAAGAGCCGGACCCUGACCCCCGGACAGUUCCAGGGGGGUCAGUCAACCCACGUACGAACAAUGCCGAAGAAGAGGGCGGUGGCGUAGCAGCCGUCGACGUCAACAUGGCGACUUGA